AUGGAGUUAUCUGAGGGUAGCAAGCUACGGCAUCCGGAGAAGGUCGAGACUUCGAAGGCAUCACCGAACACUGCCGACGACCAUGAAUAUCCGUCAGGUCUUAGGUUCGCACUGCUGAUGGUCUCCCUUUACAUUUCCAUGUUUCUAGUUGCCUUAGACAAACUUAUCAUCUCAACUGCCACUCCCGAAAUAACCAACGAAUUCCACGCAGAAGAUGAUGUAGGCUGGUACGGCACAGCCUACCUGCUAACAAACUGUGCCUUUUUACUGGUCUUUGGAAAAUUAUACACCUUUUUGAACGUUAAAACUGUCUUCCUCUGCACGCUGGUUUUGUUCGAGGUAGGCUCUGCGAUUUGUGGAGCAGCGCCCAACUCAGUCGCUUUCAUCAUUGGCAGGGCUAUUGCUGGCUUGGGAGCCGCAGGUGUCCAGGAAGGCAUUCUCGUCCUCGUUAUCUACGCGGUUCCGCUUCCAAAACGACCUCAGUAUCAAGGAUUAUUUGGUGCCGUGUACGGUAUAUCUUCCAUUAUCGGCCCUUUGAUCGGUGGUGCCUUCACAUCAAAUGUUACUUGGAGGUGGUGCUUUUAUAUUAAUCUUCCUCUUGGGGGCGUGGUUCUAUUGUUUAUCUUUUUCCUGCUCCAAGUGCCAACUGCUGCUGUUUCCAAAGGACCCUCUACCUGGAAGCAGAAUUUGCAGCAGCUCAAUAUCGAAGGCGUUAUCGCACUGCUUCCCGGGUGGAGCAAUGGACGUAUCAUCGCCUUACUUACCGUCGGUCUCGCACUAUUGAUUGCUUUCAUCCUAAUCCAAAUAUGGAGGCCAAAGACAGCCACUGUGCCAGUGCACAUCUUCACGCAGCGAAGCAUCCUUUCUGGUUUCUGGGUGAGCUGUUGUGUUGGUGUACACAUGACAAUGUUUGUGUAUUACCUUCCCAUCUGGUUUCAGGCCGUUAAAGGCAAUUCAGCUGUUGAAAGUGGCAUCCACCUCCUGCCUUUGGUAAUUGCCAUGGUUGUUUCAUCUAUUAUUGCCGGCGUUGGAACGACUAAAACCGGAUAUUACACACCGUUUUUGAUUGCCGGCACUUGCAUUGUAGCUAUUGGCUCUGGUUUGCUCACCAUGCUUGAGGUCAACACGAGCACAGGAAAAUGGAUCGGUUACCAGAUAAUGUAUGGCUUUGGUUUGGGUGGAUGCUUCCAGGCGCCCAAUAUGGCUGCACAGACCGUCCUUCCACGCCAUGAAGUAGCUAUUGGUGCUUCACUCAUGCUUUUUGGUCAGACACUUUUCAGUGCCAUCUUCGUCUCAGUCGGCCAAAAUGUCCUCGACCAACACCUGUCCAGCCGCCUCGCCAAGAUUGCAGGUAUUCACAUCACUCCUAACCAAAUCAAUACAGCUGGUAUCACUGGGAUUUUCGAGCUCAUUCCAACUCAGUAUCACGGUGCGGUUCUACAGGCUUACAACGCCUCGCUGCAUGUAUGUUACAUAGUCGCUCUUACUUUUGCUUGUCUCUCCGUCAUUGGCAGUAUUUGCAUGGAAUGGCGCAAUGUCAAGAACGAAGGCAGGAGGCAAAUAGAGGGGCAAACGAAUCCAACCGACGAAGAAGUUCUGUAG
Talaromyces atroroseus is the source of this 1602-nucleotide messenger RNA. RefSeq lists its product as hypothetical. The record is from RefSeq and is a predicted model, not a curated record. Bases 1 to 1602 code for a protein of 533 amino acids. Lineage: Eukaryota; Fungi; Ascomycota; Eurotiomycetes; Eurotiales; Trichocomaceae. The transcript is spliced from 5 exons. Gene Ontology annotation, molecular function: transmembrane transporter activity. Gene Ontology annotation, biological process: transmembrane transport.